Molecule: messenger RNA, 306 nt
Organism: Volvox carteri f. nagariensis
Lineage: Eukaryota; Viridiplantae; Chlorophyta; Chlorophyceae; Chlamydomonadales; Volvocaceae
Exons: 3
Coding region: 1-306 (101 amino acids)
Source: RefSeq, a predicted model, not a curated record
AUGGCAAUACUUGCGGAUGGCUUUACAGCUGGCGCCAACGUGCCCCCCGUCGUCUCCGCCACCGGACCGGACUACACAACCUUCCAGCAACAGCUGUACGCGGAUAUCGUGAGGCAAAAUGAAGCGGUGGGCAGGCGGCAUGCAGAGGUUAAACUCAAAAUAGUACUUCUGGAGUGUCCGAGUUCAAACUUGCCUGUCGACUUCUCGGGUAUUUUAGAAAUGUUGAAAUGGGAGGUGGCCCCUCAUCUUAUGGACGGUGUAGGACGUGAUAAUAUCAACUUGCGAACUGACCAGGAACUAAGUUGA